Spinacia oleracea (spinach) is the source of this 3630-nucleotide messenger RNA. RefSeq lists its product as uncharacterized. Gene Ontology annotation, molecular function: nucleic acid binding; RNA-DNA hybrid ribonuclease activity. Gene Ontology annotation, biological process: DNA integration. The record is from RefSeq and is a predicted model, not a curated record. The transcript has 2 exons. The coding region runs from base 1 to 3630 and encodes 1209 amino acids. Lineage: Eukaryota; Viridiplantae; Streptophyta; Magnoliopsida; Caryophyllales; Amaranthaceae.
AUGCUGGUGGAUGGAGGGAGUUCAGCGAACAUUAUCUUUUGGGAAGCCUUCGUUCAGCUGAAAAUAGACGAGAAAGAGCUCACACGAGUCAACUAUCCUGUGAUAGGAUUUUCCGGAGCCACGGUCUUCCCGGAAGGUAGCAUCAGGCUAUCGGUGCAGAUUGGAGAGGGAAGGACCGCAAGGGACCUAAUGGUAGACUUCUUGGUAAUCAAAGUGCCGGCUGCAUACAACGUCAUAGUGGGCCGGCCAUUCAUCCACGAUGCACAGGCAGUGGUAUCAACAUACCAUCUAACCAUGAUAUACAUGUCUAACUUUGAGAAGGCUGAGAGAAUCCGAGGCAGUCAAGAGUCAGCAAGAUCAUGCUACUUGACGGCAUUAAAAACACCAGGCCGACUGACCCCAUCCAGGAAUAUAACGAGAGAGGCAGCAAUGAAAAGACCGGCAAAAGGCCAAACCCCAAAAUCGGAGGGUGAGCAUUCUCUGUUUCCCAAGAAGGAGAAAAGGCAGAAAAUGGAGUCACCCACAAUCGAAAACAUCGAAAAGGGGGCUACUUUACCUAGGGUAGAGGCCGGAGGAGAGUCGGAAGAAGUCGAGCUGGUAGAAGGAGAAACUGGCAGAACAGUGAAGAUAGGAACCGACAUUGACCCCCAAUGGCGGGUAAACAUGAUCGGUCUAUUGAGAGAACACGCGGAUGUGUUCGCAUUUUCCGCAGACGAAAUGCCAGGUAUAAGCCCAGAUGAAGAGGUAGAAAAGUUGCUGGCAGCGGGAUUUAUUGAACCGUGCGACUACCCAGAGUGGUUGGCCAACGUCGUAAUGGUUAAGAAGUCAAACGGCUCGUGGAGAAUGUGCGUAGAUUUCACAAACCUUAAUAGAGCAUGCCCGAAGGACUGCUACCCACUGCCAAGAAUCGACAGGCUAGUCGACUCCACAUCUGGCCAUGCGCUGCUCAGUUUCCUUGACGCAUUUUCCGGGUACCACCAAGUCAGCCUUGCAAAGGCCGACAGGAGAAAAGCAGCAUUCAUCACUGAGGGGGGAGUAUUCUGUUACAAGGCUAUGCCGUUUGGGUUAAAGAACGCUGGGGCAACGUACCAAAAACUGAUCGACAGAGUGUUCGCAAACCAAAAAGGCCGCAACAUUGAAGUAUACGUCGACGACUCCAUAGUGAAAAGCAAAUUGGAGACCGACAAUUUAGACGACCUCAGGGAAACGUUUGAAACUCUACGCCGUUACCAAAUGAAGCUGAACCCCAAGAAAUGUGUGUUCGGAGUGAAAUCGGGGAAAUUCUUGGGUUUCCUUGUCAGCGAGAGAGGCAUAGACGCAAACCCAGAUAAGGUAGAAGCAAUACUCGGUCUGCCCCAACCAAAAAGCAUCAAAGAUGUACAAAGGCUGACAGGAAGAAUGGCAGCUCUGACAAGAUUUGUUAGCAAAUCAGCCGACAGGUCGAUCCCAUUUUUUAACACUCUUAAGCAGAACGGAAAAUUCCGGUGGGGAGAAACCGAGGAAAGGGCCUUUGAGAAGGUAAAAGACCAUCUUCGUGCUUUGCCGACGAUAGCCAGGCCGGAAGAGGGCGAAAAACUACAGUUGUAUGUGUCCGCUUCAGCCCAAACCGUUGCUGCCGUACUAAUCAGUGAAAAAGACAAAGUCCAGCAGCCGAUAUACUUUGUCAGCCACAUUUUGAAUCCGGCAGAAGCGAGAUACUCGCCGAUAGAGAAAGUUGCCUAUGCAGUCCUGAUAGCCGCCAGAAAGCUCAGACCAUAUUUUGAUGCACAUACCAUACAAAUCCUGACGAACUUCCCACUAGAGAAGGCUUUGCAAAAAAUGGAUACAACCGGCAGGCUGUUGCGAUGGGCAAUAGAGCUGUCGGAGUACGAUCUUGAGUUUCACCCGCGCAAUGCAAUAAAAGCACAAGCCUUGGCCGACUUCGUAGUUGAAGCAUCUUAUCAAGAGGAUGAAACCAAAGCAGAAUCCUGGGAAGUAUCAGUGGACGGGUCAGCCGCUCAGUUGGGAGCGGGAGUCGGCGUUGUCAUGACCUCUCCGACAGGAGAUAAGUUCGAAUACGCAAUCAGAUUCACUUUUGCAGCUUCGAACAACGAAGCAGAAUAUGAAGCAGCCAUUGCCGGGGUACAGCUAUGUUUGUUGGCAGAUGCCAAGAGGAUAGUAAUGACAACAGAUUCUCAAUUGGUGGCAAAUCAGUUUUCGGGAGAGUAUGAAACAAAAGAGCCAUCAAUGCGGCGGUAUCAAGAAAAACUGAAGACGCUGACAGCGAAAUUAGAGGCUUUUGAGAUCAAGUUGGUCCCUAAAGCGUUGAACACUGCCGCAGACAGCCUAGCAAAACUGGCCAGUUCGAAAGCAAUCGAGCUCAGUCGAUCAGUAAUGAUAGAAAUCAUGCACAGAAGGAGUACGGAAGAAAAAGGAAAAGAAAUAAUGGUCAUCACGGCAAACAGAGAGUGGUACGACGAUAUCUGGACGUACAAGACGACUGGAGUGCUCCCGGCCGAUAUCAUGGAGGCAAAGAAAAUCAAAAAAGACGUCUGCUGGUACGUCAUAUAUCAGGGACAACUCUAUAAAAGAGCAUUCAGCCUCCCCCUGCUGCGGUGUUUGACGGCAUACGAAUCCGCAAGGUUAAUCGAAGAAAUGCAUGAAGGAAUAUGCGGAAACCAUGUAGGAGGAAAAACAAUCGCUUUGAUCUGCCAAAGACAAGGUUACUACUGGCCAACCAUGCUCGAAGACGCACAGAGCUACGUCAAGAAAUGUGAAAAAUGCCAGCUGUUUGCCCCAGUAAUACGUAUGCCGGCAAACGACUUGAUGCCCAUUCUGAAUCCAAUUCCAUUCGCCCAGUGGGGAAUGGAUAUUGUAGGACCCUUCACAACAGCCUCAGGAGGCAGGAAGUUCUUGAUCGUUGUCGUCGAUUACUUCACAAAAUGGAUUGAGGCCGACCUGGUAGCAAAGAUAACAGCCAACCAGGUACGGAAGUUCAUCUGGAAAAACAUCAUAACAAGGUUUGGAAUACCGACAGCAAUAGUAUUCGACCAUGGAUUCCAGUUCGACUGCGAACCUAUACGAGCAUUCUUGGCAGACUACCGGAUCAAGUUCGCAUACGCAUCAGUCUGCCACCCACAGAGCAACGGGCAAGCCGAGGCUGCAAACAAACAAAUACUCGUAGCCCUUAAGAAAAAGAUGGAUGAGUUCAAAGGCAAGUGGGCAGACACAGUCCCAGAGGUUCUAUGGGGUAACAGAACGACGGUUAAAGAAGCAACGGGAGAGAGCCCUUUCAAACUAUGCUUCGGAUCAGAAGCAGUCAUACCGGCUGAAGUAGCACUACCCACCUUCCGCAUCCAGCAUUAUGAAGAACGGGGAAACGACAGCUUACUCAGACACCAGCUAGAUUUCUUACCAGAGGUCGGACUGCAGGCGGAAAUUAAGUCGGCUGCAUACAAGAACAGAAUGAGCAGGGCCUACAACAAGCGAGUAAAACAUAGGAAUCUAGAGGUAGGCGACCUUGUACUUCGCCGGACGGCAGCAACCGGCAAGGCUCAAAAACAAGGAAAACUGACUGCAAAUUGGGAAGGGCCCUACCAGAUAUGGCAAGAAGUGGUAGCUGGAUCAUACAGACUUAAUGGAGAUGGAUGA